Acaulospora morrowiae is the source of this 769-nucleotide messenger RNA. Lineage: Eukaryota; Fungi; Glomeromycota; Glomeromycetes; Diversisporales; Acaulosporaceae. The record is from the annotation of a GenBank genome assembly.
AUGCAUGAUCUCCCAACACGAGGAAAAAUCAUCUCCACAUCGACAUACAAUAUCUCGGACGAUCAGCGGCUUAGUCCAGAUCAAAGUUUCACACCGAUUAUCGAAUUUUACGUGCUUCCGACUUCUCAUGUUUUCGAUCAGAGUUAUCCGAAUAAAAGUGACGUUGACGACAUAGGAAUUUCUAAUCUAAAAAGUUUGCUAGAUGAAGAAAAGCGUUCACAUUUCAAGGACGCAAAUCCCCAGAGUGCUAAGGAAACUUCUCAGCCGACAAUAAGUCAUCCUUCUACCCAAGGCUUUCCGUCCGAUCAGGGUAGCGACAAAAAUUCUGAGACGCUCAAAGUAAGCAGCACAGCAACCGAAGAGUACGAUCAAUUUCUAUUGAAUUUCUCUAAUGAAGCCGAACCGUUGAAACCUGUGGCGGAAGAAGAAGAAGACACCCUACUAAACUUGAUCAAAACUUCGAAAGGAAAACAAAAACCAUCAUCUACACAAAAAAGUUCAAAUGCAGAUGUGGCAAAAUUAUUAUCGGAUUUUCUUUUACCGUCGGAAGAACUAUAUCGAAUUCAUAUCCAUGCAUCCUAUAACAAUACCAUAGUAACAUUGACAAAUUCGAGAAAAGAUGUGUUGAUAACCACCUCGGGUGGUAUUGUUGGAUUUAAGAAAGCUCAGAGAGGAGGCUAUGAAGCUGCUCAUCGAGCUGCCGUUGGAUUGAUUGAAAAGAUCAAGGAUAAAAGGAUUAAUGUUAGAAAUGUUGAAAUUUUAGUUAACG